GUUUCCCAAGGAAGAAGGAAGCAUCAAACAGCUAGCAAUCAUGAUUGGGUGGUUCGCGCUGACAUCCUUGGGAUGGCUCGCGGAGAGCUUCAUGGCUGCCUUGGUCGGGAAGGCCGUCGAUCGAAUCGUUCAACAGUUCGGUGAGCAGCAUGGAGUUGAAGAUGACCUCGAGAAGCUACAGGAUUCUCUCGAUCAUGCCAGGUUGACUAUCAGCACCAUCGAGAGCUUGAGGAUCAAAGAUAAGGGCCUGCAGAAGAAAUUGAAGGAGUUUCUGACAAGCCUCAAGGAUGCUGCUUAUGAUGCUGAUGACUUAUUGGAUGAAUUCCAAUACAGAAUUCUGAAGCAGCAAAUCGAACAGCAAGGAAAUGAGGCUGGUAACCGAGCGUCCUUUUCCUCCUACUCCACUCCCCCUCCGAGCAAAAAGUUAAAAACUUCAUUUUCUAGUUACACCAGUGGCCUCUUCGGAAAAGGAGAUGAUAAUAAUGAUGAUGUACGGAGAAUCAGGAAAAUAAAGAGGAGGCUAGAUGACAACUCAGUUGCUCUUGAGAAAAUUUACAGUUCGCUAGGCGUACAAGAUGAUAGAGGAAAGAAACAAUUGGUCUCCUCGGCGAGCCGGCAAAUGAGCUCCUUUUGGACCAAACCUCGAUUGUUUGGCAGAGACAAAGAGCUGCAAGAACUCAAGGAUUUGUUGUUAGAACCAGAAGCUGUAUCUGGCCAAAGUGGAUUCUCUGUUUUGUCUAUUGUUGGCAUUGGAGGGAUAGGGAAGACCACUCUGGCUCAAGAAGUCUUCAAUGACAGUAGCGUGAAAGAAUACUUUGAGCUCAGAAUUUGGGUCCGUGUUUCUGAAAAUUUUUCAACAGAAAAGUUGACCAGAGAGAUUAUAGAGUAUGCAACCAAGAAGAACUGUAAUCUCCCGAAUUUUGCUGCUCUUCAAGACUUUCUCAAGGAGAAGAUCACGCCAGAGAGGUUUCUUCUUGUAUUGGACGAUGUGUGGAACGAGGACAGGCACCAAUGGGAGAGUCUCUGUGCACCAUUGAGGUCUGGAAAGCCCGGCAGCAAGAUAUUGGUAACAACUCGCUCUAGGAAGAUUGCUGGCAUGGUUGGUGAUUUGGAUGCCAUUCAUUUGGAAGGUCUGGAUGAGAAGUGCUUCUGGGAAUUUUUCAAAAAAUGUGCAUUUAGUUCUUCAAAUAGUGGAGUUCAUCAUUAUCAUUUGGAAGCCAUGGCAAAGAAGAUGAUUUACAAGCUAAAGGGAUUGCCGCUUGCAGCAAAGACUCUAGGAGGGUUGUUGAGCAUGAAAUUGGAUGAGCAACACUGGAAAAGCAUUUUAGAUAGCGAAAUAUGGCAGCUUCCUCAAGAAGAAGAAAAUGGGAUUAUACCAGCGCUACAACUGAGCUAUCAAUAUCUUCCUCCUCAUCUUAAGCAAUGCUUUGCAUUUUGCUCCUUGUUUCCUAAAAAUUAUUCCUUUUCAGAAUCUAAGUUGAUCAGUAUUUGGAUAGCAGAAGGAUUCAUAGUGCCUCAAGGAAGUAUCAGAAUGGAGGAGCUAGGAAACAACUACUUUCAUGAGUUAGUUAACAGGUCUUUCUUUCAAAAGAUAAAGUCUAAAGGAUUUAUUAAACAAUUUGGAAUGCAUGACCUCAUCCAUGAUCUUACAGAGCUCAUAUCUGUGGGUGAGUCUUCCAGGAUUGAAAAAAGCAAUUUCCAUGAAAUUCCUAACACAAUUCGUCAUCUUUCAGUGCACCAAGAGGAAGAAGGUAUGCAAACAAGAUGUUUAACAGAAUUCUCUCAUUACAAUAAAUUACGAACGCUAAUGUUGCCAAGAAGAUACAGUAACAAUAGUUUGCUUGUUGAUAGUAGUGUUUUGGAAAAAUUAAAAAAGAUUCGUGUUCUUAUCUUGAGUAAAUGUGCUUUAAAAGAGCUGCCUGAUAAUAUUGGCAAGUUGAUACAUAUCCGUUAUCUUGACUUAUCUGACAAUUACGACAUUAGAAGCUUGCCUGAGUCCUUAUGUGACCUAUAUAAUCUACAGACAUUGAUAUUAUAUCGUUGUUAUAAGUUAGAAAGUCUCCCACAUGACAUGGUAAAGUUGAUCAAUUUGAGGAAACUUGAUGGAGUAGCACCUAUGUUUUUUCUCAAGAUAACAGAGGUUGGGAAGCUUACUUCUCUUCAGAAUUUGCCUGUUUUUAAAGUACUAAAAGAUAAUGGAUACAAACUUGCUGAAUUAAAGGGUUUGAAACAACUUCGGGGAGAACUACGUAUAACUAAUCUUGAGAAUGUAGAAAACAAAGGCGAAGCAAAUAUUGCUAAUUUGAAGAGUAAAGAGCACCUCGAUAAGUUGGUGCUAGAAUGGACAUCCGAUUCAGACGUUAAUUUGCACAUAUCAGAACAGGUGCUUGAAGGUCUCCAGCCACAUAACAAUCUACAAAGUUUGACAAUUAGAGAAUAUAAUGGUGCUAGACCUCCCAAUUGGCUAGAUGAACAAGUAUAUUCUAGAUUGGAAAAACUUGAACUUCAAAAUUGUAAAAGGUGGAAUGAUCUAUCAGUUAUUGGACAAUUAUCACAAUUAAAGCGCCUCUACCUUGGGAGAACUUCAGUCCAUACCCAAAAUUUACACAAAUUAUUCGAUCCAAUACACUGCAAGUUUUUCUUCCAACUAGAAUCUUUGUCACUAGAGGGCAUUACCAUGUUGGAGGAUCUCCCAAAUCUUGGACAACUUCCAUGUCUCGAGUUUCUUGACAUUCGGAGUUUGCCGGGAGUGAAAAUGAUAGGCGAUAGAUUCUUUUCCACAUCAGAAGAAGGCAGUUGCUUUCCUAGCCUACAUACUCUCCAUUUCAAUGAAAUGCCAGCAUGGGAAGAGUUCUAUUGCUCCGAGGAUAGAGAUCUAUUUCCCUGCUUGAUAGAGCUUCAGAUUUCAGAUUGCCAAAAUCUGCGGAUGUUACCUCCCCUUUCUCCUUCAAUAGAAUUGCUACAAUUAAGUAAUGUUGGGCUGGUAGAUUGUCCAAGAUUCUGGAAAGUAAUUGAUGAAAGUAGCAACGUAACUAAUUCUGCAUCUAUUACAGAGUUGUUCAUUCAAGAAUGUCCAAAUUUGACAAUUCUAGAACAAGGGUUGCUAGCACACCAUCUACAACAGAUUGAUAUACAGAAAUGUGAACAAUUGUUGUGGGCACCAGUCAAAAGGUUGAAAGAGCUCACCUCUUUAGAGUCAUUGUCAAUAAAAGAGUGCCCGAAGCUCAUGAGCAUGACACAAGAUGAGUACAUUAAUUUUGAGCUCCCGCCAUCAAUUACACAGCUAUGUUUGUCUGAUUGUGGAAAUCUUUCCAAAUCACUGCCUGGCUGCCUGCAUAACCUGACCUCAUUGCGUGACUUGGAGAUAAGCAAUUGUCCCAAUCUAGUUUCUUUACCAGUAGAACAAUUGCUUAAUUUGGAAAGUGUAACAAUUAAGAAUUGCAAUGAGUUGAGAUCAGUAGAAAGGCUCCAAAUAAAAUCCCUCCACAACUUGAAGAUUGCAGGAUGUCCCAAGCUUCUACUUUCUCAAGGAGAGGCACAAACAGAGAAAUCGGCACUGCAGAUGUUAGAGAUUGAUGACACAGCGUUUAUGAAACAAUCUGUCAUAAAAAAUUUACUAUCAUCUGUAAACUAUCUUAGAAUUUCAUCCUCUUGUGAAGCGGUGAUGUUUGAGGGGGAUGAUCAGGAGUCAUUGCAAAGCUUGACAUCUCUCGAUUCAUUAAGUUUCUCUGACUGCAAGAAUCUACAAUCCUUGCCAACAAAGUUGUACACCCUUACGUCCCUUCAGAUUUUGGGGAUACAUUAUUGCCCACAAAUUCAAUCUCUGCCGGAGAAGGGGUUGCCUCCUUCCCUCACGAAUUUAUAUUUUCAUGGUUGUCAUCUGGCACUGGAGCAGCAGUUGGAAAGGCACUUGGCGGGGAUUAAGAAGUUUGGUUGAUACAGUUUUUGUUAUCAGCGGUAGAUACUUAAGCCAUGGAAACUCACUCUCCAUUCCACCAUUAUCUGUUGUGGAGUAAACAUACUGAAGCUAGAAUGAAUGUAAAAAGAGAGAGAGAGAGAUGGAAGAGCCAGCAAUUUAUAAAUAUUUGACAAGGUAGAAACUCGUUCGAUUUCAUGAUAUUCAUUUUGGGUACAGAUCGAUGUUCAUCUUCUGCAUCUCAUUGGGUGGAAAUGAAGAUCUUUAAUUAAUGAUCUUCUAUCUUUUUUAAGCCUUUCAUUUUGGUUGUAUCCACCCUACACACGACCAAAACAAAAGAACCAGAUCUUUGUGAUGCAAACAAUUUUCUAAACUAUAGAACU
Molecule: messenger RNA, 4299 nt
Organism: Zingiber officinale
Lineage: Eukaryota; Viridiplantae; Streptophyta; Magnoliopsida; Zingiberales; Zingiberaceae
Product: putative disease resistance protein RGA4
Exons: 2
Coding region: 41-3937 (1298 amino acids)
Biological process (GO): defense response to other organism
Molecular function (GO): ADP binding
Source: RefSeq, a predicted model, not a curated record